AUGGCAAUUGACGCCGUCCCCCGCGGCCCAGUCCGGGCAACCCUGAACUUCUACGCCGCGCCCGAAGACGGCUCCGCCCCCUACAACACAAUCGUGCCCCAAGGCCUGCCCGGCCGCAACUACUCCGACGACGCCCAGGAGACCCUCAUCCACGACGUCCGCGGCCGUGAGUCCGACUACAACCUCGACGCGGACGCAUUCCUUGUGAUCCGCGACCAGCCGCCCUCCGCCGAGAAGUCCUUCGUCGACGACGACUCCAUCAAGGCCAACUACUACCCGGAGCUCGAGCGGCUGAUCCUCGAGCACGUCCCCGGCUCCAACCGCGUCCUCUUCUUCGACCACACCAUCCGCCGCGCGGACCCGGAGGCCAACAGGAACCCCGUCACCAGGGUCCACAUCGACCAGACGCCCGCCUCCGUGAUCCAGCGCAUCAAGAGGCACCUGCCCGAGGAGGCGGACAAGCUGCUCGCGGGGCGGUAUAGGCUCAUCAACGUGUGGCGGCCGCUGAACAAGAACCCCGUCGAGUCGUUCCCGCUUGCGUUUGCGUCGUCGUCGACGUUGGAUGACGAGGAUAUCGUUCCCAUCGAGCACAGGUAUUCUACGGGGUAUACCGGCCAGACGGCCGGUAUCAAGUUCAGUCCGAAACAGAAGUGGCACUACCUGAGCGGCAUGACGGGAGACGAGAGGCUGCUGCUUGAGUGCUUCGACAGUGAGGGUCUUCGUGAUGGGACCGGUGUUCAGGGAGGAAGGCUGGCGCAUACCGCCUUCGUCGACCCAAGGACAAGACCGGAGGCUGAGGGUCGCGAGAGUAUUGAAGUCCGCGCGCUAGUAUUCGGGCCUUAG
Molecule: messenger RNA, 843 nt
Organism: Colletotrichum karsti
Lineage: Eukaryota; Fungi; Ascomycota; Sordariomycetes; Glomerellales; Glomerellaceae
Product: methyltransferase
Exons: 1
Coding region: 1-843 (280 amino acids)
Molecular function (GO): oxidoreductase activity
Source: RefSeq, a predicted model, not a curated record